Messenger RNA from Juglans microcarpa x Juglans regia, 1671 nucleotides. Its product is annotated as leucine-rich repeat extensin-like protein 1. The transcript is spliced from 2 exons. The coding region runs from base 86 to 1033 and encodes 315 amino acids. Gene Ontology annotation, biological process: defense response. Lineage: Eukaryota; Viridiplantae; Streptophyta; Magnoliopsida; Fagales; Juglandaceae. The record is from RefSeq and is a predicted model, not a curated record.
CCCAAUCACUACGGCCUAUGGUAAUUAGCAUCCCAAGCAAACAACAGUCCUCUGAUUUUUAUCUCCCUCGUUACCACAGACAGCCAUGGCCUCCUCUCGCCCUCAGCCACCGAAGCCUCUGGACCUGGAGCUCACCAUCGUCGCCGCCAAGCACCUAAAGAACGUAAACUGGAAGAUCGGCGACCUCAAGCCUUACGCAGUCUUUUGGGUUGACCCCGACCGCCGACUAGCCACCAAAUCCGACGACGCCGGCUCCACCCGCCCCGUUUGGAACGAACGAUUCACCCUUCCACUGGCCAUCCCUCUCCAAGAAUCCGUCCUCACCCUUGAGAUCUUCCACUCCAAACCUUCAGAGACCCCCAAGCCCUUGGUCGGCACACUCCGUGUCCCGCUCAAGGACCUCGCCGAAAACCCCGACGAAUCGACCGGUAUCAGAACGUUCCAUCUCAUCCGUCCGUCCGGUCGUCCCCAGGGCAAGAUCCGCGUAAAGCUCGCCGUCCGUGAACGCCCUUUGCCUCCAGAUUACCAUAUUGCCCCUCCGCCGACCUAUUUUUACUCCAGUGCCCCUGUCAUUCCACCGCGCGACUACAGGGGUUACUCGCAAUCUCUGUACACUUCACCACUGCCCGCCCCGUCUCCAUCGCCUUCACCGUCGCCGCCGCCUCCGUAUCCAUAUAGUUCAUAUCCUGAUGCGUAUUCUGGGUACUAUCCAGGGUACUAUUCCAGUGCGCCACCACCACCGAUGCCACCCAGGCCGUUCUUCGAUCGGCCCGUGAACUACGGUGUGCCUGCCGGGCCCAGUGGACCGUCGGCACCUGUGGAUUACUCGCCGUACGAUCAGAAGCCGAAGUCCUCGAAAAUGGGUUUGGGGACUGGAUUGGCUGUGGGCGCGGUCGCUGGAGCGCUGGGUGGGCUCGCAUUGGAAGAGGAAUUGAAGUAUGAAGAGGAGAAGAUCGCUGAUAGGGUCGAGAAUGACUUGGCUGCGCGAGACGAUUACAGCGAUUACCGAGGCGACUAUCGUACCGAUUAUUGAUAUAUUGGGAACGAAUAUGAUCACGAGUCCUCGAGACAGAAGAAGAAAGUGACUCUUGACCUGUAUAUUGGACUGCUUAGCAUCUUACUGGAUUUUCUCCUUCAGAUUUCACAUUAAUAUUUUCUUGAUCCUAAAGAGAUAUUUUCAAGUGUAUUUUUGCUGCAUUUGAGUUUUUAUUUGCUCUUUGGUGUUUAUGUGUUCGAAGCACUCUCAGGAAAUUUCAAUUAGUACAUUUAGCUUUCUUGUGCCAAUGUAGAAUUGUCACCUAGGAACUCAACUUUGCGAUGCCCUAGAUGCAGUUAUGCUUGUUAAAAAAUAUCAUAGUUAUAGUUGCGCUAUAUUCUGCCCCUUCACCCUAUCUUUUUCUCCUCUUACUUGUAGGCCCGUUUCUAUUCUACCUCAAAUGUUUUGUUGAUAGCGUUGGAUUCUUUGACAGGGAUUAGUAAUGUUGGUUUUGUGCCAUUCGUAUGAAACAAAUGUUGGUUUUAUGCCAUUUUUUGUACAUGCAUGGCUAUCUAGAGAAUAGUUUGUUUUCUCAUUCGUUUUCUUGCAAGAGUCGGAAGUUUGUCGAUACUAGUAUGAUGAUAUGAACAGUGAUUGUAAACAUUAUUUAAUCAAUUGGCUGAUAUUUGGACCUA